AUGGGGGAGAUUAGGAGGCAUUCUGUAGAUGUGCCCAUCACAAGAACGCUUGUGGCUCUUAGAAGGGUUCGGUCACUGAGAGAUCCAUGUACCAACUCAAUGAGCAAGUUUGCUUCUCUGCUUGAAAAUGUCAAAUGGGAAACUGGUUCCAACAAUGGGAUCUCACUGCAGUUCGUGAACAACGAUGCUUGUAAGGCUGAUGAUGGUUCUCUGGGUUUGAUCCCUUUCGGAUCAUACUCGAUUAUGGAGGAGCUAGAGAACGGUUGUGAUCUUCACAAGCUGAGCAGCAGGUUGCUAGACGUUGAAGGAGACGCUUCCUCGAGGAGUAGAAGAUCGUCGCCUAGUGAAAGAUCUUGCGGUGAUCUCUCGGUUAAAGGUAGAGACUUAGCUUGUAAUGUGCCUUCACUCAGUCAUGGUGAGAACGCAGCUUCAGGGGGAAGAUAUAGAAGCCAUUAUGCCACAAAGUUAGGUAGCUCGGUUGGUGAAUAUGGCAGCCGUGUAGGUAGUCCAAUGACCUCAACAAACUAUAGUUAUGGCGAUGAAGACGUUGAAUAUGCGAAUGAAUGUAACCGUGGCUGCGGAAUAACUUACUGCUGGUCAAGAACGCCGAGGUACAGAGGAUCAAACCAUUCAUCUGAUGUGGAAGAGUAUCCUUUACUCUCUGGAAAUGGCGAGAGUAACGUGGUGACACCGAGUCAUGAAACUGUGUCGAGAAGUCUGAGUCAGAAGUUUAGGCCUAAGUCUUUCGAUGAGUUGGUUGGACAAGAAGUUGUAGUGAAGUGUCUCUUGAGCACUAUUUUGAGAGGGAGGAUCACUUCUGUUUACCUCUUUCACGGUCCUCGUGGGACUGGUAAAACAUCAACGUCUAAGAUCUUUGCUGCUGCUUUAAACUGUCUUUCACAGGCUGCACAUAGUAGACCAUGUGGCUUGUGUAGUGAAUGCAAUUCAUGCUUCUCUGGAAGAAGCAUGGACGUGAAGGAGAUUGAUUCGGCUAAGCUAAACCGGUCUAGCUACCUGAGAUCUCUCAUCAAGAACGCGUCGCUUCCUCCGGUUUCAUCUAGAUUUAAGGUUUUUAUCAUCGAUGAGUGUCAGUUGUUAUGUCAAGAAACUUGGGGUACUCUGUUCAACAGUUUGGAUAACUUCUCUCAGCAUUCGGUUUUUAUACUGGUCACGUCAGAGCUGGAGAAGCUGCCACGUAACGUGCUCUCACGGUCUCAGAAGUAUCAUUUCUCUAAAGUAUGCGAUGCGGAUAUAUCGAGUAAGCUGGCAAAGAUUUGUAUGGAAGAAGGUAUUGAUUUUGAUCAGGGUGCUGUUGAUUUCAUUGCUUCUAAAUCUGAUGGUUCGCUUAGGGAUGCUGAGAUCAUGCUUGAUCAGUUGAGUCUUCUUGGCAAAAGAAUCACAACAUCUUUGGCCUACAAGCUUAUUGGGGUUGUGUCUGAUGAUGAAUUGCUUGAUCUGCUUGAUCUUGCCUUGUCUUCUGAUACUUCAAACACGGUUAUAAGGGCGAGGGAGCUUAUGAAAUCUAAAAUAGAUCCAAUGCAGCUUAUUUCCCAGCUAGCUAAUGUCAUUAUGGACAUCAUUGCUGGAAAAUCUCAAGAAAGUAGUUCUGCAACCAGACUUCGGUUUCUUACAAGGCAUACCUCUGAAGAAGAAAUGCAGAAAUUGAGUAAUGCACUGAAGAUACUAUCUGAUGCUGAGCAACACUUGAGAGCAUCCAAAAACCAGACAACCUGGCUCACUGUGGCACUUCUGCAACUUAGCAACACUGACUCAUCUUCUUUCGCAGCAAAUGAAAAUGGAUUGUCUAUAAGAAGCCAAAGAAGCAAAGACGGUGACCACUCCAGCACAUCAUCAGAUCGUCCUGGUGAUGUCCUCAAACCAGAAACGGAGGAGUGUCAAGAGAAAAACUGUGAAGAAACAGUUGAAACUAUGUGGAAAGCAGUAACAGCUUUGUGUUGUUCUGAUUCACUAAAGAGCUUUUUGUUGAGACGAGGGAGGUUGACUUCACUUACCGUUGACAAAGUUUCAGGUGUAGCAAUAGCUGAACUAGAAUUCUACACACCUCAACACGUAGCAAGAGCUGAGAAAUCAUGGAAAAUGAUUGCAGACUCGUUCCAAUCAGUGUUGGGAUGCAACGUUGAGAUCCGAAUGAAUCUUGUUAUCUCUUCUUGUUCUCCACAACCAAAGAGUGGUAAAGCAGCAGCGAGUCUUUUCUUUGGACUCUUCAGCUGUUCUCGCAGAAUGCUACACAAGUCCUACCUGACUACUACUGUAACCGACUCUGACUUCGCAUCUGAGAAGCUCGCAGUUACAAACUCUCUGAGAAGUUGCCAAGGAAAUGUCUUGAGGGCUCGAAGUGUUCGUUCUUCAGCCAAUGCAUCGUCGAGAAUGAGCAGUGCCAGUGAUCAAGGCGAUGUGAAUUCAGCUAUGUGUACUCCACACGACAUGCCUCCGGGUGACAAAAGGCCAGAAGAUGAUGAUGCUGAUGUGUUGUGUUGGAAGAGGACUCCACUUGGCAAGGGUUGGGGAGAGACACAGAACAGCAAGAGCUCAAGGCUUAUUGGCAGAGUCCUUCCAUGCACUGCAGCUAGUUAA
Molecule: messenger RNA, 2595 nt
Organism: Microthlaspi erraticum
Lineage: Eukaryota; Viridiplantae; Streptophyta; Magnoliopsida; Brassicales; Brassicaceae
Source: the annotation of a GenBank genome assembly